AUGCACAGCACUGAUAUGGAGGCUGGUUUGGCUGCGUCUCCUGGCUCUAACACACCUGUGCAGAACCUAAAUACCUCUGUGGCUCCCACACCUACUGAAGCUCCACCCACUCAGGCUCCACCCCAAGUACCACCUGGAGAAUUAAUUAUCUCAACCAGAACCAAACUGCUGAAUGAACUUCACAAAGUCCACUUUCCCUCCUGGGCUUUGGUGGCGUUGGGCUUCAUCCUUCUCUUCCUCGCUCUCAGCUGCUGCUUCUGCAUCUGCAGGAAGUUUGUGUUGAAGAGGAAGAAGGAGAAACCUGUGAAAGAGAAGAGCAGAAAGGACGGCAUCGGCAUGUCAACUGUGAGAGAUGAAGGCAUCACGCAGAUUCCACAUCAUGAUUCCAAACCUCAGGAGAAACAGCCGGAGUGUAAAGACGACAUGAAUCUCGGAAAACUUCAGUUUAGUCUCGACUACAACUUCACCGAGAGCACGCUCAUUGUCAGAGUGAUUCAGGCAGAAGAUCUGGCUGCCAUGGACAUGAGUGGGACUUCAGAUCCAUACGUGAAGCUCUGUCUCCUCCCCGACAAGAAGAAAAAAUUUGAGACUAAAAUCCACAGAAAGACUCUGAACCCCAUUUUCAAUGAGUGCUUCACUUUUAAGGUUCCGUACUCAGAGCUCGGAGGAAAGACUCUGCUCAUGACCGUGUAUGAUUUUGAUCGUUUCUCCAAACACGAUGCCAUCGGAGCUGUAAGAGUGCCGAUGAACCACGUCGACUUUAGUCAUGUGACCGAAGAAUGGCGGGAACUGCAGAAGGUGGAGCAUGAAGAGCAGGAGAAGUUAGGUGACCUCUGUCUGUCCCUGCGUUACGUCCCCACUGCCGGGAAACUCACCAUCGUCAUCCUGGAGGCCAAAAACCUCAAGAAAAUGGAUGUAGGUGGUCUCUCAGGUGUGCUGUGACGUAUUUCUACAAUUUAUUUAUUUUCACAUUAAAUUUACAGGUAGGAAAUGUGGUGCUAAUUUUUCAUUUCAGAUCCUUAUGUGAAGAUCCACCUGAUGCAGAAUGGCAAAAGACUGAAGAAGAAGAAGACAACAAUAAAGAAAAACACCCUGAAUCCAUAUUACAAUGAAUCUUUCAGCUUUGAGAUUUCAUCAGAACAAAUUGAGAAAGUUCAGAUCAUAGUGACUGUGCUGGACUAUGAUAAGAUCGGUAAGAACGACACCAUUGGGAAGAUCCUGGUGGGAAUGAACAGCUCGGGGACGGAGCGGCGGCACUGGGAGGGCAUGCUGGCCAGUCCGAGGAGACCCCUCGCUCAGUGGCACGCUCUUAAACCUGACGAGGAUGUGGACGCAGAGCUCGUAAAGAAAUGACACUUCAUAUCUAAGUGGGGAUCAGCAGUCAUGUGAUCAGUUAUCUGCAACGCAAAGCUCAACUCUGAAUUUUAUCCAGGUUUAUUGUGCAAUGAUUAAUGAAACGCACUGAUGAGCAAUUGUCUCUUUUCGGUGAGUCAAAGCAAUAAGAAUCGACUCCUUUGGCUCCCAAAUGACUCUGUGCUGU
Messenger RNA from Neoarius graeffei (lesser salmon catfish), 1540 nucleotides. It is a transcript of the gene syt1b, whose product is annotated as synaptotagmin Ib. Gene Ontology annotation, biological process: cellular response to calcium ion; calcium ion-regulated exocytosis of neurotransmitter; regulation of dopamine secretion. The record is from RefSeq and is a predicted model, not a curated record. Lineage: Eukaryota; Metazoa; Chordata; Actinopteri; Siluriformes; Ariidae. Gene Ontology annotation, molecular function: clathrin binding; calcium ion binding; phosphatidylserine binding. The transcript has 8 exons. Gene Ontology annotation, cellular component: synaptic vesicle membrane; axon; dense core granule.